This is a messenger RNA of Teleopsis dalmanni, 1466 nucleotides long. RefSeq names its product diuretic hormone receptor (gene Dh44-R1). Gene Ontology annotation, cellular component: plasma membrane. NCBI's taxonomy places the organism in Eukaryota, Metazoa, Arthropoda, Insecta, Diptera, Diopsidae. Gene Ontology annotation, biological process: adenylate cyclase-modulating G protein-coupled receptor signaling pathway; cell surface receptor signaling pathway. The record is from RefSeq and is a predicted model, not a curated record. Gene Ontology annotation, molecular function: diuretic hormone receptor activity; peptide hormone binding; G protein-coupled peptide receptor activity.
CGGUUUUGUCAUUUGAAUGGAACCUGGGAAAAAUAUACAAAUUACGAUUCUUGUAUGCAUUUGCCUGCACCGUCACCUGUUCCUGAAUUUGAGCCAAUUGUCGAGCUGCCCACCAUAAUUUAUUACAUUGGAUACACUAUAAGUUUGGUUUCGUUGACAUUGGCCAUAAUUGUCUUUGCGUAUUUCAAGGAAUUACGGUGCUUGCGGAACUCGAUUCAUGCGAAUUUGUUUUUCACUUAUAUCAUGUCGGCAUUACUAUGGAUUCUCACAUUAUCCGUGCAGAUUUCAAUACGCACUGGACUUGGUGGCUGCAUUGUUCUGGUGACCCUAUUCCAUUUCUUCACAUUAACGAAUUUCUUCUGGAUGCUUGUCGAGGGUCUCUACUUAUACACUUUAGUCGUGAAGACUUUCUCUAAUAAUAAUAUACGCUUCAAUAUUUAUGCCAUCAUUGGCUGGGGCGGGCCAGCAAUUUUCGUUGUCGUUUGGACAAUUGCCAAGGGUCUGACAAUGACAUACCCCACUAAGCAGUUUGACAUUGGCUGUCCAUGGAUGCACGAAACACCUGUCGACUGGAUAUUUCAGGGUCCAGUUUGCGCUGUGCUGAUUAUAAAUUUAAUAUUUUUGUUAAGGAUAAUGUGGGUGCUCAUCACCAAGUUGCGUUCUGCAAAUACCGUGGAAACCCGGCAAUACCGGAAGGCAGCUAAGGCGCUACUCGUUCUAAUACCACUUUUUGGCAUUACAUAUUUGGUUGUUUUGGCUGGUCCCACCGAGGGUGGUGUUAUGAGUCAUAUGUUUGCGAUUGUGCGUGCACUGCUAUUAAGUACACAGGGUUUUUCAGUGUCGCUGUUCUAUUGCUUUUUGAAUUCGGAGGUGCGUACCGCUUUGCGGCAUCACAUUUCAACUUGGCGCGAUGAACGGAAUAUACAACUCAAUCAAAGCAGAAGAUAUACAUCAAAAAACUUCUCUAAGGAUGGUUCACCAAGACCUGAAAGUACUCGUCCACUUACAUCUUAUUAUGGCAAAGGGAAACGUGAAUCCUGUGUAUCGUCGGCAACUACAACUACAAUAAUUGGACAUAAUCCACCCAUGACACUGCAACGUGGCUCUAAUGGUGCAUUGCACAUGUUGCCAACUGCAACGACAUUGACUGUAAUGCCGCGUGCAAUAAGUCCACUGAUGAGGGGCGGACUGGAGGAAAAUUCGGUGUAAACAAUGUAAAUGCAUCUGAACGUCUUUCAAUAGAAAAUAUAAAUUCAGAAAUUUUAAAACCCAAAAACAUGACAAAGAAAUUCUAUUUAUCUAUAAGUAUUUAGUAUAAAUAAAUGUUUAUAUAUAUAUAUAUAUAUAUGCAUAUAUAUGCAAACAUUGAACAGAAAGGAGCUUUAAUUCUCAUUUAGUCAAGAAGGACUUGUUAAACAGAACAAAAGAAGAAAAAUUCGAUACUUCAAAACAAAGAAGGACUGCUG